CAGAAAAUCUGACACCUCUUUAACCUCACUCAGAAGGGAGAUGCCCUAUGCUCGUGGUUAAUUAAAGAGGUGGAGCUACUGCCUUUUGUUUUGGCUUCUGAAUUCACUUUUUGAAAGAAACCUCUGCCUCCCUCUCUCUUCCUCUCUCUGUCAAUGCCCAUUAAACUCACUGUCAGGUACACAAUCCUGUGUCUGUUCUUGUUUUUGUAGAUACACGACAAUGGAGAGAAGAGUAUCCGAAGAAUCAGCGCCGUCGAUGAAAUUGUCUCUCGGGAUUGGUGCCGGUGAUCAUGGUGAUGAUGAUCAAGAUGAUAGACACGUGUUCCCACAGUUAACAGAUACUCAGUUGCAUGAGCUUAAACAGCAAGCUUUGAUAUUCAAGUACAUAGCAGCUGGUCUUCGCGUGCCUCCUGAUCUUGUAGUUCCCAUUUGGCAUAGUGUUGCUAGCAGCUCUCUUGGGUCAUUUAGUGGUGUUGAUAUUUACAGGCAAUUCCCAAGCUUUGUGGGAUUAAGUCCUCAGGGAUUUGAUUAUAGACAAAUGAUGGAUCCAGAACCUGGGAGGUGUAGAAGAACUGAUGGGAAGAAAUGGAGGUGUAGCAAGGAUGUAGUUGCUGGUCAGAAGUAUUGUGAACGCCAUAUGCAUAGAGGCCGUCAACGUUCAAGAAAGCUUGUGGAAGCUUCUCAAACUGCUGCUGCUUCUGAAAAACCAUCACCUCACAAUUCAAGCAAGAAUUCAGACAAUUCAACCACUCAUUCUUCUACUUUAGCCAAAGUAAGUUCACAGAUAAAAGCCCCACCUCUUGAUAAUACCCCCGCCAUUUUAACCACUUGCACCACAAGUUGCAAUUCUGACAUUGAAAUCACUGGCAUGAGCUUGACCACUACUGCUAAUGCUGACCGCAAAAACCCCUUUACAACCAUGACUACUAGCAUUGUUACCAGCUACAAGAACACUGCAACUAUGAUCGCUAGUGCUGUUCAUGCUGACAUUACAGCCACUGGUAACGACUACAAGAGUAGCAUCAACUUAAAGAGACACUACAUUGAUGACAGAAACAGUAAUUGCAGCAACUCUGUUACUUACAAGGGUAUAAUAGACAAAAACUGCAGCAACAAAAAAAUAAAAAAUGCUGGUAGCAAUAUAUCUCAAGGAUUGAACUUCUCCCCGAAGAGUGUUCUUCAAGUUCAAGGUUGCGGUGCCUCACACAUUUACAUGAAUGAUGUGGAACUUGAACUGGGAAGGUGUAGAAGAACAGAUGGAAAGAAGUGGCGAUGCCGCAGGGAUGUUGUAGCUAAUCAGAAGUAUUGUGAGAUGCACAUGCAUCGAGGUUCUAAGCAGCACUUGGAAGCUUCCAAACCUGCUGCAAUUCCUGCUACCAUCCCAUUUGUCCCUGGGAAUGUUCAUUCAUAUCCUACAAUGAACUUGCCAAAUAAAGCAGAUUGCAGAAGCUUAAACACCGAUCUCUGUAUUUCUAUCCCAACAAGUCCUCAACUGAUCAUGACCAAUGAUGAUACAAGAACUAUCAGCAAUAGCAGUGACACUACCAUAAGCGACACCAUGGUUGGUACCUAUCAAAACAAAAACCUUUCCUCUUAGCUUUUUAUUUGGAUUAUGUUGAGUUUGUUUGGAACCUUCCAUUAUCAUAUGAGAUCAGUUUUUUGGUGUUCUACCGAGGAAACAAGGAUUGCCUUUGUUUUUCCGUUGUAAUGAGAAAUUGUGUAAUCAACGAACACCUCAUGGUGUGGUUUGUUAUAUUACAUGUUGUAACCACGCUUAGCUCGACUAAUUGGUUC
Populus euphratica (Euphrates poplar) is the source of this 1794-nucleotide messenger RNA. It is a transcript of the gene GRF9, whose product is annotated as growth-regulating factor 9. Gene Ontology annotation, biological process: DNA-templated transcription; regulation of DNA-templated transcription; developmental process. The transcript is spliced from 3 exons. Gene Ontology annotation, cellular component: nucleus. The coding region runs from base 221 to 1597 and encodes 458 amino acids. Lineage: Eukaryota; Viridiplantae; Streptophyta; Magnoliopsida; Malpighiales; Salicaceae. The record is from RefSeq and is a predicted model, not a curated record. Gene Ontology annotation, molecular function: ATP binding.